Molecule: messenger RNA, 567 nt
Organism: Lathyrus oleraceus (garden pea)
Lineage: Eukaryota; Viridiplantae; Streptophyta; Magnoliopsida; Fabales; Fabaceae
Exons: 1
Coding region: 1-567 (188 amino acids)
Molecular function (GO): RNA-DNA hybrid ribonuclease activity; nucleic acid binding
Source: RefSeq, a predicted model, not a curated record
AUGCCUUUAAAGGAUGUUAAGGGACAAGUGGUGGCAGAAUUUAUAGACGACCACUCUAUAGUCGAAAACUCCCUAAACUAUUUGGAGUUUGAACCCUGGAAAUUAUACUUUGAUGGUUCUAGUCAUAAAGAUGGAACGGGUUUGAGGGUAUUGAUUAUUUCUCCUAACGAAAUUCCAACAAAAUUCAAGUAUAAGGUUGAAGGCCUUUGUUCAAACAACGAGGUUGAAUAUGGGGCUUUGAUAGUCAGACUUGAGAUCUUAUUGAAAUUAGGGGCAACUCGAGUCAAAAUAAUGGGUGACUCAAAGUUAGUCAUAAAACAAAUUACAAAAGAGUAUAAAUGUGUUAAAGAAAAUCUUAUAAUGUACUUUGUGAUAGCCAAUAGACUAUUACAAAGGUUUGAAAUGAUAAGCAUUCGACACAUACCUCGACUUAAGAACCAAGAGGCCAAUGACUUGGCCAAAUUGCUUAUGGAUAUAAGAUUUCAAAAGAAAAAUUGCAAGAUGCAGUCGAAGUCAGAGGAAGAGUUAUGUCAACUAGAUUAUCCCCAACAAAUUUGGAAACAAUAA